Molecule: messenger RNA, 689 nt
Organism: Contarinia nasturtii (swede midge)
Lineage: Eukaryota; Metazoa; Arthropoda; Insecta; Diptera; Cecidomyiidae
Exons: 2
Coding region: 95-490 (131 amino acids)
Source: RefSeq, a predicted model, not a curated record
UUUUUGGUAUAAAUAAAGCGUUCACCUUUACAUUGUAUAUCAAUUGGUUAAUUGGUUUUUAACUCUGUCAUUAUAAAGAAAGUCAAUAGUCAAGAUGAAAUGUUUCAUUAUUUUAAGCGCAGCAAUUGUGGCUUUGCUCUUAGUAGGUGUUUCUGAAGUUGAAGGAGAAAAAGAAAUCUGUUGUAUAGAUGUGAAAACAAAGUGCAAACAGUUGAUAGAUGUUGUCGUCGGGGGUAUGAUGUGCACUGCAGCCGCAUGUCAAUUGACGGUUGCAGAGGCGAAAACGAGAUAUAUUUAUGUUGGUCACUCACAUAUCAAUAUGGCUAAUAUGGGCAUUGGCUUAGGUGCUGGAGUUGGUGGUGGCACUCUUAUUGGUACUGCAUUGGGAGCAAUAUGUACCAGUAAUGGUACGGAAAUUUGCAGAGCCGCUGCUUAUAGUGGUUACGUGGGCGGCUUGCUUGGCUGCGUAAUUGGCGCAUGCAUUCCUUAAAAAGAACCCGCUGCAGCGGCACGUGAGGGGUUUUAAUGGUGGGGCAGGAAAAAUUCAUGACUCAUACCUUUUUCCCCUAGUUGUAAUGACUCAUUAGUAAUGAACUCAGUACAUCUGUUCUUUUUAAAUAAAUUGCGACUCGAAUAAGUUUUAAUCAUUUAUUUUUUCCAAGCAAAAUAAACUUGUUCUAUGCCUGAAA